Hyla sarda is the source of this 1190-nucleotide messenger RNA. Its product is annotated as mitochondrial import inner membrane translocase subunit Tim23. Gene Ontology annotation, cellular component: TIM23 mitochondrial import inner membrane translocase complex; mitochondrial inner membrane. Lineage: Eukaryota; Metazoa; Chordata; Amphibia; Anura; Hylidae. Bases 145 to 765 code for a protein of 206 amino acids. The transcript has 7 exons. The record is from RefSeq and is a predicted model, not a curated record. Gene Ontology annotation, molecular function: transmembrane protein transporter activity. Gene Ontology annotation, biological process: protein import into mitochondrial matrix.
AAUGAAGGUGUAAAGCACGGCAACUGUCGUAAAACAGGAACUGUGAAAAGGGGAGGUCGGGGAACCGGAAACGUUCUUUUUUUACGGCCGCUGUGAAGAGGUCACAGAGGGGAUUGGGAGGCACGAGGUCGAGCUCACCGAGCGAUGGAUACCAACAACCACCCCGGCGGCCGGGGCGGACUUGGCAGUAUCUUCGGAGGAUCCCCCGGGUAUUCUCAGUCAGAUCUGGCCGGUGUGCCGUUAACAGGGAUGAGCCCUCUUUCUCCAUACCUAAAUGUUGAUCCAAGAUAUUUAGUACAGGAUACAGAAGAAUUUAUUUUACCAACUGGAGCCAAUAAAACCCGUGGCAGAUUUGAGCUGGCAUUUUUCACAAUUGGAGGCUGCUGUAUGACAGGAGCAGCAUUUGGUGCAGUUAAUGGCCUUCGUCUUGGUCUAAAGGAAACCCAGAGCAUGGUGUGGUCUAAACCGAAGAAUGUUCAGAUUUUGAACAUAGUUACAAGGCAGGGUGCAAUGUGGGCCAACACACUGGGAUCUUUAGCUUUACUCUACAGUGCCUUUGGUGUGAUCAUAGAAAAGUCCAGAGGAGCAGAAGAUGACCUCAAUACUGUAGCUGCUGGUACAAUGACCGGAAUGUUGUACAAAUCUACAGCCGGAUUACGUGGCAUCGCUCGAGGUGGACUUGCUGGUCUAGCACUUACAAGUAUCUAUGCUUUAUAUAACAACUGGGAGCAUAUUAGGGGGUCUUCAACGAGGAUUUCAUUAUAAAUGCCAUUUUGGACAGCACUUUACCCAUCUACAGUCUUUAAAACGAACUGUACAUUGAGUCCUUCUGGAUGUCUAGUUUUGUGAUGGAACCCCGAACUAUAUCAAAGUCCUGAUUUUAGGAUUUUGUCAAUGGUUGAGAAGUCCUAGUGUCCCAUAUAGGGGGCGUAAACGUUGUGUGCACCUCAUCGAAAUGUGACCUGUGCAUAACUAAACAGGAUACAUAGAUUUAAGUUACCGUCAAAUUGUAUUUAAUGAUUCACUAUAUUGCAAUGCUUUGAAUCCUGUACUUUUAAAUUAAAACACAUGUAAAGUGAAAAGUAUGUAUUUUUAUUUUUCCAAUCUGAAGUAUUUAUUGUGCUAUAGCUGUGAUUUAUAUAGUCAUAUUAAAGCUCUGUCCUUUAUUGGUCAUAACUGCUUUGAGUAAA